Molecule: messenger RNA, 958 nt
Organism: Ostrea edulis (European flat oyster)
Lineage: Eukaryota; Metazoa; Mollusca; Bivalvia; Ostreida; Ostreidae
Product: thioredoxin-like
Exons: 5
Coding region: 260-571 (103 amino acids)
Molecular function (GO): protein-disulfide reductase activity
Source: RefSeq, a predicted model, not a curated record
AGAAACUUCCCAAAUUUGAUCAUGACGAUUUAAAUUCUACGUCAUCAAGUUUACUAAGAAGUAUCCCCCCUUCCGUAAUAUUAUUUAAUGCAUUCUUUAAAUACUUUCAGUACUUUGAUUUCUAUAAUACUGUUUACCGGAAAUGACUCAAUAUUUGUAACCUUGCGCACAAGCAGCCGUCGUUAUCGAUUUAGCGAUAUAAAUAUCAAACUUAACUUUAGAAGUCCCUUGGUGUUUUUAGGACGUUGUUUGAAUUAAAAUGGUGAAAACAGUAAAUACUAAGGCAGACUUCGACGCUGUCAUUAAAGAGGACAAAUUAACUGUGGUUGAUUUCUAUGCAACAUGGUGUGGUCCUUGCAGAAUGAUUGCUCCUAAAAUUGAAGAAAUGGAAAAGGAAUUUUCUGGUGUCAAUUUCAUCAAGGUGGAUGUGGAUGAAAAUUCGGAAACUGCUGAAGACUGUGGUAUUUCAGCAAUGCCAACAUUUUUCUUUUACAAAGCAGGAAACAAGUUAGAUGAAGUGGUUGGAGCAAGUGAAGCUAGCAUCCGGGAAAAAAUUGAAAAGCUCAAGUAGAUAGAAAAAUAAAGAAUUAGAAUUUUUCUUCCCUUUUUAUAACCAAUGUGAACAGUACUGUAAAUUCUUAGUGCACUGAUUACAUGUAAGGGCAAUAUCUAUUUUACAUGUUAACUAAUUGCUCUCCUUCUCAGGGGUUUAAACAAUUGUUUAAUCUUACAAUGUACAUGGAAAAAAAAAAGAUAAUCAGACAUGCAGUAUUGUAGGUAAUGUUUGAAUUGUUAAAGAUAAUUUAAAUGGUUAUUUAACAAAUACGAUCAGCUCUAAUUUCCUUUGUCGGUAUUUUGUUUAGGUAUAAUUGGCAAUUACAUUUUGAUACUUGACUGCACAGUAUUUCUGUAUGUGGCCUUUCUGCUUUAUUAUGCAAUAAUACAAAAUGUAUUUGAA